Caenorhabditis remanei is the source of this 1089-nucleotide messenger RNA. RefSeq lists its product as uncharacterized. Gene Ontology annotation, biological process: innate immune response. Gene Ontology annotation, molecular function: protein binding. The record is from RefSeq and is a predicted model, not a curated record. The transcript has 4 exons. Bases 1 to 1089 code for a protein of 362 amino acids. Lineage: Eukaryota; Metazoa; Nematoda; Chromadorea; Rhabditida; Rhabditidae.
AUGUCCUCCAAUUUGUCUCUAAUUACCCUACCGGAUACAAGUUUAAAUAAUGUUUUAUCAUACUUGGAUUACAAGUCAACACAAUCCCUGCGAAAAGUUUGUCGGGAUUUACGAUACUUCAUUGAUGACGUCGUUCCAUGCUCAUCAGUCAUGAAAAUCUCUCUUCGUAUAAACUCGAAAUUUAUUGUUUUGAAAUUUAUCGAGUGUGGAGUUCUGAUGGAAAUCGAAUAUCGUUAUCAUGAAAAAGGAUGUGUUGUGGUUGGCGGAGGAAAGAACGAAAAACUGAUGGAAGGGCAAGAAUUUGCUAGAAUAUUUUGGAAUGAUUUUGAGGAAAUGUUGAAGCAUCAGAAGUCAGCCUUGGAGGAGUUCACUAUCGUUUUUAUGCAUUUCGACGCUGAAAAUAAUCUUCAAAAAGACGAAGAAAUCUACCAAGUUUCAACUGGAUUCCUGGAACUCCUCAAGACAAAUCUAUCAGCCAGAAUUCACCCUUUACAAACAAAAUUCAUUCAAAUAAACGCGCUCCAUCAGAAUGAAGUGAUGUCGAUUCUUCCAUUUAUUGACACCCAGAGAGUUGAAAGAGUGACAAUUAUGAGUGCAAAAGGAUCGACUGAAAUCGAAUUUGAUUUUCCGGAAAUUUUGAAUUUAGAGCAAUGGAAAAACUCAACGCGCUCCGGAAUUUUUAAGAGCGUUGAUUUGUCUUCACCAAGUGAAAGUGUAGAUCAAACUAUUGCUGGAAAGUUGCACUUGGUUGCACUCGAUGGAGGAUCAGCAGUGUCUAUGGGAUCGAAGUUCCUCAAUUCAUCUGUCUUCCAAUUCUUCGAAAUUUACUACAAUGAGAGCAUGGGAGGUGGUUCGUUGACUGGACAGUUGAAGGAGAAGCUUGGCGAACCGUAUAAAGAUGGAAUACAUCAUUCAAAGAGGACAUGGUUUUUUCAAUAUGAUGGAGUAGACAAUGUUUUCCAAUUGUGCAAUGAUUCAAGCGGUGAAAAAGUGGUUUCGUAUAAACGGAUCAGGCCAGAGGAGGUUCCAGAUGAUGCAGAUACAGUAGCGAGCAUAAAAUUGUGUUUAGGACAUUAUCCGGCAUUUUGA